Molecule: messenger RNA, 2392 nt
Organism: Rattus norvegicus (Norway rat)
Lineage: Eukaryota; Metazoa; Chordata; Mammalia; Rodentia; Muridae
Source: RefSeq, a predicted model, not a curated record
UCAUGUGAUGGUUGGAAGCACUUUGUAGGGAUAAGAACCAAGUGCAAAUGGCAAAUGAGUCCUGGUCAUUGGCUUUGCUCUGGGUAUCAUGUGGCCUUCUCCUUUCUUCCUGCACCCCAAUUAGGUCUCUCCCCAUUUCCCCAUUCUUGGUUUGCACUGGUAGAGUCUGAGGAGCAGCUUGUUCUCCCACAGUACUGUGAGGAUUGCUGGUGAUGUUCCCCAGCCUGCAGAGAUAUCAGCAAUGAUUUCAGUGAAAAGAUCAGUGCUGUCUGUCCAAUGCAGCUGAAGGGACAGAAGGCAGCAACUUGACAGGUGGUAUGCAUGUCCCCACUUGGCAAUCAUAUGGUAGAUCAAUUAGUGGCAUUUGCUACCCCAGAAGAAAGCAGUCAUAAUCAUGCCAAUACAGGAUAUUUGCAUAUUAAAUAUAAGGUUCCCUAUUCUGAAGCCAAACACAUUAUUGCUAAUUGUGGUAUUUGUGAGCCUUCACUUAUAAAAUGUAUUCCACCUGAAAUUAAUCCCAGAAGAAUGCAACCUAAUACAUCGUGGCAGAUGGAUGGAACCCAUAUUUCUGAGUUUGGUCGCCUUUCAUAUAUACAUGUAAGCAUAGAUAAUUUUUCAAAAUUUGUAUGGGCUACACCAUUGCCAGGAGUACGCACUGCUCAUGUUAUACAGCAUCUAUUGGAAACCGCAUUCUGCUGUUAUGGGACCGCCUUCUAAAAUUAAAACUGAUUAUGGACCAACAUAUAUUUCUUAUCAAUUUAAACAAUUUUGUCGGCUAUUCCGGGAAAAUGGCGACUCCUGCACGUGCUCCAGAGUUGCCGCUGCCCUGGAGCCUGCGACCUCCAUGGGCCCUGCUGGGGAACCCUGCCUGCGGGGCCAGCCUCAGCCCAUGCACAAUGUGCUCCCUGCCCCGCGGCUUCGAGCCCCCAGUUCCUGAGGACGUGGGGCGGCAGAGUUUGGCUGAGCUGCGGGAGAGGUUGAGGCGCCAGGAGAGACUUUUGCGCAAAGAAAAAUUCAUUUGCAAAUUGCCCUACAAAGGUAAAAAGAUCUCAGACACCAUUGCCAAACUGAAAGCUGCCAUUUCAGAAAGUGAAGAGGUCAGAGGGAGAACUGAACUACUUCAUCCUGUUAGUGUUGACUGUAAGCUAAGGCAUAAAGCAACCACAAGAGUUGAUACCGACAUAGACAAGGCCCAGAAUUCUGACCUGAUGCUUGAUACUUCAUCAUUAGUUCCUGAAUGUUCGUCAGUAGACAUUGAAUCAUCUAAAACAACCUCAGAAACUCAGGGACCUACACAGCUCACUCACAAGGGCAAUGAAGAGACUUUGGAGACUGGCUGCACAGUGACUACCAGAUUGUCUGUCCGCAUCACAGCCCAGGCUCCCCCAUCUUAAGUUAAUGAACAUCUCCCCCAGCAUUCAAGUCAAGCGGAAGAGGUUUCCAGCAGCGUCGACAGUCUGUUUAUCACUAAAUUGCAAAAGAUCACAACUGCAGACCAGACUGAACCCUCAGAAGAAAACACCAGCACUGAGAACUUUCCAGAAGUGCAGAGUGAGACUCCUAAGAAGCCUCAUUACAUGACAGUGCUAGAAAUGCGAGCUAGAAACCCAGUGCCCCCUCCUCAUAAGUUUAAGACCAAUGUGUUACCCACACAACAGAGUGACUCAACAAGUCAUUGUCAGAGGGCUCAGUCUCCUGCUUCCUCAGAAGAGCAGAGACGCAGGGCUAGGCAGCAUCUUGAUGAUGUCACAGCAGCUCGCCUUCUUCUGCUCCACCCCCUGCCUGCACAGCUGCUCUCCAUAGAAGAGUCGCUGGCUCUGCAGAAAGAGCAGAAGCAGAAUUAUGAGAAGAUGCGGGCAAAGCUCUCAGCACAGAAACUAGCUGAGAGACUGAAUAUUACAAUGCAGAGCUACAAUCCAGAAGGGGAGUCUUCAGGGAGAUACUGAGAAGUGAGGGAUGAAGAUGAUGCCCAGUCCUCGGACGAAUGCUGAAAAUGAGCGCUGGGAGAUCCCGGGAGUUGACUGUUGAGCUUAAAUUGUCUCAUCUAACUUCCUAACAAGUACCAAGACAGUGUCAGACCUUGUUGAGGGACAGCAGUUGAAGUUACACAAAGGUAGCUACAAAAUAAGAACCCAGUUUGUCUUUCAGAAGAUGAUCUUCACAUGCUUGAACAGUUCAAUAUUUGAACAUUGUGUUUGGCCGUAUUGUGUUACAGUUUUGCAGUAUAUUGUGCAUUGGUCUGAUAUUUUAGUGUGAGUAGAACACACGUUUUCUUUAAGAUAUCUGCUUUUUCCUUCUUCGUAUUCUUAUCAGAUAGCACUGCUUACACCCCUUCUGGUGAAAUACUUUGUUAUUCCAGGCACCUAAAGUGAAUUAGGAAGGCCUGGUCCCC